GAUUCUAAAUGUUCAGAUUUACAAAUUAUAUUUGUUUUGUUAAACUAUUUCAAUUACAUGAAUAUAAUUUAGCUUUAGAACUCAUAAGUAAUUACAAAUAGACCUGGAAAUCAAUAAUACACAAUGAAGUAGAGGAAAAUUAAUAAAUUAAUCAUUACUGGAAACUACACGUUUUUCAUUAUAUAAAUACUUAUGUUACAUAUAUGUCCAUGAGCCUUCAUUAGUUACGUAAGAAAAUAUAUUUUUAAAAAUAUUUUUUCAUAAAUCUUCAUAGAAAAAUAUAAAUCUAUGGAGUUUCAAUAUAUUUAUUAAUGUUUUUCUUGCCAUUAAAUUUAUUUUAAUCUAAUAUAAUAUUUAAACAAAAAUUCCUCACAUUAAAUAAUGUGUAUCAUAGACAUGGAUACUAUAAAAAUGGUACUCGUUGUAUUAUUAAGAAUUAAUAAAUAUAUUGUAUGGUACUCGUAUACGAAUUCAAAGUUAAUUUUUCUUAUCCAUAAUAGAUAAUGUGAUUUUUUUUAUCAUCAUACUUGUAAGACUUAACCCAUCCUAACUUUUAUGUAUAAAAGCAAUGUUAAAUUAUUUUAUGUUUUUGAAUUUUUAUUUUUAGGCUAUUAUUUAUUUAUUUGGACGCUAAUUAGGAAAACACAUUUAUUUCUGGUUAGAAUUUGGUCUUCAGAUCGUUGAACUUUGAUAUUAUAUGUUUUGAAAUUAUGCAUGACCCCAAUUUACUGUGAUCUUAUGAAAUCAAAGAUGUAGGCCAAGUGCGGAUUCCUUCUAUCUUUUGAAUCUCCUAACAUUGUUUACUGUUGUGCAAGAUCGCUUAUACUUCCAAUUGAAACGACCAUGAACACAAUAAACUUUUAAUCAAAUGCAUGAUUGAACUCAAUAUUUUGUUUAUGAGGAAGUGUGGUAUAGGUUUGAAAGUAUUGGUUAGAGAUGUAUGAAUGUGGUAAAUGAUGUUGGAGUUGUUGUUGUUGUAUGAGGGAACAUUUAAGUUGUUUUGAUCCUCAUCAUUAUUAAAAGACUCUGAAGAUGGUGAAGAAAUUUCUACAUAUUCAUUUCAAAGUAAAUAAAAAAGUAAUGGUGAUGCGUUUUCAUGGUUGAGGGAAAAAAUUUAAUGUGGAUGGACAGUUAGAAGUGGGAUGUUUGUAAAUAUGUGUCAUCACGAUAUUGUCACAGCAAAAAAAAAAUCACUGCUUUAGAACAACUAACGAUCUCAUCAUCAUAAUACAUGAUUGUUCAUUUGGAAAAAUUCAUUUUAAAAUGAAAAAGCAAGAAAAAUUGUUAAACUUUACAGAGUUAAGGAGAAAGCAGAACUAUGAAAUUAGGAGAAAUUGGAGUGACAAGUUAUGGAAAGGUAAAUGUUAUAUGGUUAUGAGAGUGACAUGAGAGUUUAUGUAGUCAUGUAAGAGACACAAGACUUUAAGUAGUUAUGUGAGUGAUAUGAGGGCUUAGGUAGUAAUGUGAAUGACACGAUGAGGUUGGGUAGUCAUGUGGCUGACCCAAAAAGUUAUGUUAUCAUGUGUCACACGUAGACUUCGACCGCCCAUGUGAAUUGGUGCAUGAUGGUUUAAGCGUUCAUGUGAGUGAUACAAUAUAUUAGGCAUACAUGUGACUGACAUGCCAACUUAGUCUGUCACCCAUGUAAAUUGUAUGACUACCUAACCUUUUGUGCUACUCAUAUAUGACUACCUAAACUUUUGUCACACUCACAUGACUAUCUAAACUCUCGUAUUACUCACAUGACUACCUACAUUUGUGUCAUUCACAUGGUUACUUAAGUUCUCAUUCUACUCACAUAAUUACCCACUAUUGUGUCAUUCUCAUGACUAUAUAAAACCUUCCUUACCAUAACUUACACCAAUUCCUCGUAACUUCAUACUCACUGCCUUCUCUCUUACAUUGUACAAUUUCAUACUUUUUUCUUGUUUUUUAAUGUAAAAUGGAUUAUUCUAUUGAUGCAAUCAUCUUCAAUGAUGGUUGGAUUGUUAAUUGUCAUCAAACGCCAGUUUUCUUCCCCAAUGAGAAUGUCAUGAUGAUUAAUUAUGCUUCAGCAAUUCAAAAAAAGCUUCUACAAAAAUCUUGUUGACCGGCACUUGAACAAGUGUCCACGAUCAUAUACAGAUACUCCAUUCAAAUUUAUGUCGGAGAUGCAUACUACAUUGCAAAUAGGCUUCAAGACGAUUAAUAUUUAAAAGGGCUCAUCGACAUUAAAAUGCAAAACCCAACGUUGGCCGACACUGAGUUAUGCACAAGCUACUAUAGAUGUAUCCCUCCCAUUUAUCCUACUCAAUUUUCAUAAUCUCUCACGGAGAACACAUUUUUCCUUUCUAACACCAUCACACUCACACAUAAUCCACACCACAAACCUUUGAUUUAAACAACACAUAUUUAGGGCUUUGAGAAACUAAUGUACAAUCUUGCACCCAGUUUCUAACUAGUCCAUUCAGAUAAAAUGUUUUUCCCUCGUCCAUGCAAACACAUCAUUACUUUCUUGAUUGCCUGAAAAUGACUGUAGGAAUUCUUUCAACAUCUUUAAAAUCUUUUAGUGAUGAUGAGAAUGACAUCCUCGCAGAACAUGCAUAUGAGAUGAGGAUGACAACAAUUUAGACGUCCUCCUCAUACAACAACACGACCCCAACACCAUUUUUUGCAUUUUCACAUCCCUUUGAAACAAUUUCAAACAUAUACUCCACUUCAUCAUGAACAAAAUACUAAGUUCGGUCAUGCAUUUGACCAUGAGUCGAUGAAACAUCUACUUGGAACAUUAUUCAAGGGAAUGUCGCUCCUAAACAAAGAACAUGUCAACGCGCUCAACAGGUUCCUCAUAAUGAACUACUGUAUCCACACGGUCAUGUAUUCCAAUAUUGCACUCUAGAGAACAAUGUUGGGAUAUUCAAAAGAUUUAAAAGAUAAUAGGAGUCCACACCAACAAACAUCGGAAAACAUCAAUGCAUCAGAAGGACUACAAAGAGAAGAGAAUGACAGUGAACAUCGAGUGAGCGAAGGAAUUGGGGGUGUAGAGGAGGAUAUAAGAACGAAGAAGUGAAGAGCAGUGAAUGAAAAGUGUUCUCUUGUAGAGUUAGUUUGCACUGCAGAUGGAGGGUAGGUUUGCUGAAGAGCUUUAUGCUGAAAGUUUAGAUCUGUCCAAAUUAGAACGCAUGUCGACCAUUGCUGUUGAUGAAAAAGAUAAGUUAAACGAUCGUGGUGGUGGUGAUGAUUUGAGUUUCUGGGAUGAUUCUGAUGACAAGUUGGAUAGUUCGUUGGAUUUGGACAGGGAGUGGCAGAGGAGGCACGACCAAUUCCAUACGAUUGGAUAUCGAGAUGGUCUUAUAGCUGGGAAGGAAGCUUCUGCUCAAGAGGGGUUCAAUUUUGGUUUUAAGCAAUCGGUUCUUGAUGGUUACAGUUGGGGUGUCGUAAGAGGUGUUACCAGUGCUUUUUCUCAUCUUCCACUCCAAUUAAAGGAGAUGUUGAUUCCAACACAAGAAAAGAGGAACGAAUUCCAAGGGCUGUAUAAAUCUGUGCAUUCUUUGUCAACACCAGAUGCCCUUGGAUUGUUUAGUGAAGAAAUGAAAGCACGAGAAGCUUUGGAAGAUAGUGCACAAUCAGAAGUUAGCCAUGACACAGCAGGUUUGCAAGAACAAUAUUCCUAUGGCUCUCAACUGAGAAAUUAUCGUGGACAACUUCAAUCUCUGAUUGGUGAAUCUUUGGCCGUUGGUAUUCAUUUGACCUGAACCAAAAUAAAUGGUGAUCUCUGUAUAUUUGGGAGGCAUAAGCAUAGAAUGAUAAGAGGUUCUUGUGGUACGCAUUUUCCAACUUGAUCGUAAAAACAGAUCAAUUGAUGUAAUUGUUUAGGUUUUAUUAAAAGUUUGCAGUUUUUAUUUUUCUUA
Messenger RNA from Vigna angularis (adzuki bean), 3890 nucleotides. RefSeq lists its product as uncharacterized. The record is from RefSeq and is a predicted model, not a curated record. The transcript is spliced from 5 exons. Lineage: Eukaryota; Viridiplantae; Streptophyta; Magnoliopsida; Fabales; Fabaceae. The coding region runs from base 3099 to 3734 and encodes 211 amino acids.